This is a messenger RNA of Didymodactylos carnosus, 562 nucleotides long. NCBI's taxonomy places the organism in Eukaryota, Metazoa, Rotifera, Eurotatoria, Philodinida, Philodinidae. The record is from the annotation of a GenBank genome assembly.
AGAAAAUGUUACUCCAAUUGCUACUAAACGAACAACAGUUAGUACUGGAGGAAGACGUGAUGAAUAUGAUGAUCGUCCUGUAACAGCUGCGGCUUUUGGGCGUUUAUACGGCGUAUUAGAUUUGCAUCGAGAUUCAUUGGCAAAUGCCGUGUCCGUUAGAUUUCAAGAAAUUAAUAAAAAGAUUGAUAAAUUAUGCAAAUCAACAUCAAUAAAGAAUCGCGAAUUAGAGCCGUAUUUAGAAAAAAAUGCGAAUGCUGCUUGGCCAGCAGAGAUGAUAUAUGAAGAAGAAAAUUUAUUGGAAAUUUCCGCAACAAGCUAUGGUGAUUAUGGUCGUCGUUUAAUGCGAAUUAUGUUCGGUAAAGAAGAGUUGAAAUCGUCUGUAUUACCGCCAGCAAGAUCACAUUUAUCGAAAAAGCCGUUGAACGAACGAAAAUUUAGUUUUUUGAAUGAACAUAUCAUGUUUGAUUCGUUAUUUCUUCGUAUGCGAAAAAAAACAACAGACGCUGAGCCACUAUCGGCGCCAAAAUACAAGGCCGGUGGUUAUUUUUUGAAUAAUUUUUGA